Penicillium chermesinum is the source of this 543-nucleotide messenger RNA. RefSeq lists its product as uncharacterized. Lineage: Eukaryota; Fungi; Ascomycota; Eurotiomycetes; Eurotiales; Aspergillaceae. Bases 1 to 543 code for a protein of 180 amino acids. The transcript is spliced from 3 exons. The record is from RefSeq and is a predicted model, not a curated record.
AUGUCUGAGUCAGUCGCCAUCCUCCGCCGCCGUCGCUCAGACGAGCUGGCCAGACUUGCGGACGAGCACAUGCAACACGACCUGCAGAGCGAAGACCGCGACAAGCUCAAGGCAGCAGCUUCAAGCAUCUCGCUAUGGACAACCGUCGGCUCUGCAAUUGGACUCAGUGUCGGAUUGUAUGCCGCAAUCCGGCUACGCAGUACGCGCCGCGCCUUUUUCGCUGCUGUCCGUGCACAGGAAAAACCUACUCAGGUGGUGUUUGCAGAUGGGCGUACCGAGGCUAUUCCUGACCUAACUCCCUUGCUAAAGCCCUCUGCUUGGGGCGAUUUCGCGACUUAUUUCUUUGCGUCACUGGGCGGGCUAUUUUUGGGCGGAGAGCUUGGUCUGGCGGGAGGAGCAGCAAGUGGCAGUCGCACUAUAUCUUCGGACCCUGAGAGCAAGAAGCGGAUCGAGACGGCGUUUAGAAAGUUCCGGGCUGAUGUGCUUCGUAAGGAAGCGGAUUCAUUGGACAAGGGUGCUGAUGUUUCAGGCGAGAUGUUCUAA